GAAAGCCCACCUGUUCCCGCCACUCAGGCAGCGAGACCUAAAGGCUUCUAACUGCAGACUGCAGAACCGGCUGAGAAAGCAUUCGGUGGCCGACAAACAUGAAUGUCUGUUCUCUGGGACUGGGAGCCCUGUUUCUGCUCUCUCUUCUUCUAACAGAGUGCUGGGGCAGGAAUGAGGAGGAGCGUCUGAUCCACCACCUGUUUAAAGAACAAGCCUACAACAAGGAGCUGCGGCCGGUGGAGAAACAGGGCGAUGCGGUGGACGUCUAUCUCGCUCUCACACUCUCCAACCUCAUCUCUCUGAAAGAGGUGGAUGAAACGCUGCUCACCAACGUGUGGAUGGAACACACCUGGGCGGACAGCAGGCUAGCCUGGAACACGUCAGCGUUCGAUGACAUCGACGUUCUGCGUCUCCCACCCAGCAUGGUGUGGCUGCCUGAGAUAGUCCUGGAGAACAAUAACGACGCCCAGUUCCAGGUGGCCUACUACUGUAACGUGCUGGUGUAUCCAGACGGGAGUGUGUACUGGCUCCCUCCCGCCAUCUUCCGCUCCUCCUGCUCCAUCAACGUCAACUACUUCCCCUUCGACUGGCAGAACUGCACCCUGAAGUUCACGUCUUUGACCUACAAUGCCAAGGAGAUCACUAUGCACCUGAGGGUGGAUAGUGAUGAAGAGAAUCCUAAUAAAUCCUACAAGGUGGAGUGGAUCAUUAUCGACCCUGCCGGAUUCACAGAGAACGGAGAGUGGGAGAUCAUCCACAAGCCGGCCAGGAGGAACAUCUACAAGAACAUUCCCAUGGAGAGCAACAAGCACCAGGACAUCACCUUCUACCUCAUCAUCAAGCGCAAACCUCUGUUCUACAUCGUCAACAUCAUCAUCCCCUGCGUGCUCAUCUCCUUCAUGGCCUCGCUGGUCUACUACCUCCCAGCCGACAGUGGUGAGAAGAUGACUCUGUCCAUCUCAGUGCUGUUGGCCCAGUCUGUGUUCCUGCUGCUGAUCUCACAGAGGCUUCCGGAGACUUCUAUGGCUAUACCGCUCAUCGUCAAGUACCUGAUGUUCAUCAUGGUUCUGGUCACCAUCGUGGUGUUGAACUGUGUGGUCGUCCUCAACCUGCACUUCAGGACCCCCAGCACUCACGUCAUGACCUCCUGGACCAAAGAGUUCUUCCUGGAGAGGUUGCCCCGCAUCCUCCGCAUGUCGCGGCCGGCGGAUGCAGAGCCCACCUGGGAGGGGGCAUUGCCACGGCGAUCGAGCUCCGUGGGCUACAUCGCCAAGGCGGAGGAGUACUACAGCGUGAAGUCUCGCAGCGAGCUGAUGUUUGAGAAACAGUCAGAGAGACACGGGCUGACCGCACGGACCACACCUGCUGCAGUGGAGAAGCCGCAGACGGAUGGCGAGGUGACAGAGCAGCUGUACUCUGAGAUGAAGCCAGCUGUGGACGGAGCCAACUACAUCGUUAAACACAUGCAUGACAAGAAUGAUUACAACGAGGAGAAGGAUAACUGGAGUGGGAUCGCCCGCACCGUCGACCGUCUGUGUCUGUUCCUGGUCACUCCGGUGAUGACGGCAGGCACCAUCGUCAUCUUCCUCAUGGGCAUCUACAACCACCCCCCUCCCCUGCCCUUCGAAGGAGACCCCUAUGACUACAAGGAGACCAACCCUCGCUACUGACACGCGCGGCGCUCACACACUUACACACUGUAUACACACAUUGUAUACACAUACUGUACACCUACACACACACCUACUCACACUGUACAUACACUUACCUUACAUAUACAGACAUACACACAUUCACCAAUAAUCUCUUUCUUUCUUCUGUGUGUGAUUUAAUCAUGUUUAUUUCAUUUAAGAUAGUUUUGACAUUUUGUGUUCUUUUGUGUGCCAAAGGCAGCAGUGUUUUGGACCUUACAUCACUGGCUUAUACUCAGUCAAAUGUGAACUUGCAUUAAAUAUCUAGUACUUUCAAGUGAGUGAUGUUUACAUUUACAUUUAGUCAUAGCAGACGCUCUUAUCCAGAGCGACUUACAGUAAGUACAGGGACAUUCUCCCCAAGACAAGUAAGGUGAAGUGCCUUGCCCAAGGACACAAUGUCAUUUGGCACGGCCAGGAAUCGAACCAACAACCUUCUGAUUAAUAGCCCGACUACCUAACCGCUCAGCUAUCUGACCCCCAUGUAUAAGCAUUGUCAGUCUGGUACAAGGAGAUAAAGAAUCGAUCCAGGCUGUGCCCUGUAGGUGGCAGUGUUGUCCUGUCUGACCUUCAGUGGUGACCCUUGACCCAGACCAGUCUCAGAGCUGCUGAUAACAACCUCUCCCAGAGGUGGGUUCUCAUGGUGUCUGAAAGAUCUGCUGAUUUCACAAGUCUUAAAAGUCUGCUGUUUCACUUCUCCAAGGACGGUUUCCAAGUAGGUUUCUCCUCUGGGUGUUUUCAUAAUGGCUGGCACGUUGCAUCUGGAACAGAUCCAAACUUUUUGGAUUUGUAAACAUGACAGGCUGUCCAGGGUAUCCAACCCUAAAUGAUGACCAGAGGAACAGUCUGUGGAGAAGACCCAGCAACACAGAUAUCCAGCCUGACUGGGUUUCCUGUCUGGACCGGCGUCGUGAAUGGAUGAAGCUUGACAGCUGAUUGGUCUGUUUUAAUGAGGACAGCUGUAUGUCAUGUGUUUGUUCUGUUUUGGUGAUGAGGAAACGGCCACAUAGUGACCCAGGUGGAGCUGAACGUCACCAGGCUCACUGCUUCAAUGUGGCCAGUUCAGAGGAGCUAACCACCCACACACAGGCUCUCUGACCCUCUAAAUACUAAACAUUGGCAUUCAAAUAAAACCAAUGAUGAAAUAUGCACAUCUAAUUGUUUCAAAUAGCAGGGCUAUUCUAUUCCAAGGAAUACAUUUUAAGUAAAAAAAUAUUUCA
Messenger RNA from Hypomesus transpacificus, 2911 nucleotides. RefSeq names its product cholinergic receptor, nicotinic, delta (muscle) (gene chrnd). NCBI's taxonomy places the organism in Eukaryota, Metazoa, Chordata, Actinopteri, Osmeriformes, Osmeridae. The transcript is spliced from 12 exons. Gene Ontology annotation, biological process: monoatomic ion transmembrane transport; regulation of membrane potential; chemical synaptic transmission. The coding region runs from base 99 to 1670 and encodes 523 amino acids. Gene Ontology annotation, cellular component: neuron projection; postsynaptic membrane; synapse. Gene Ontology annotation, molecular function: transmembrane signaling receptor activity; acetylcholine-gated monoatomic cation-selective channel activity. The record is from RefSeq and is a predicted model, not a curated record.